AUGCAUCCAGGACGGCUAAUUUCCAUUGACGAUAUGCAUUGUACUACACGCUACAAUUUGAAACUGGCUACAUUGAUGCUAGUUGAUGACCAUGGUCGUUGGGUCCCAGCUGGGUUUCUAUUUGCCAGUAGGAUGGACAAAGAAGAAGCCAAAAGCAGACUCCUUACACAACUUUCCCAGUAUCGGACCGAACAUCGAGGCUGUUUCGACGAUUAUUUUCGCCGUUACUACCUCACACGUCAGGAACACUGGGCUCCGUACAAGCGGACUGCCGCCAUCGCCAACACCACCAUGGUGUCUGAACGAGCGGAUGAGCUAGUGCACAUCCUGAUCAGUGCUCUACUGGAUAUAGCAAGAGAGCAUUUGAUCCAGGAUGAACGCGGCAUGACGGAGGGAAAGUUUCGUACUAGGGAGAACAUGUCGAGGCACAAAAGGACAGUGGAAAAAGGGAAGACAGCAGGCAUGAUUAACACGAGGGGCACCAUGGAAUGGAAAGUGGAGUCCUUUACAACUCCUGGAAGAUACAACAAACUAAAUGCCACGUCAUGCCAUUGCGAAAACGUAUGUUUUCAUAAGGCAUGGCCAAGUGGCGAGAACACCGUACCGCAGAUAGACAGUGAAGAGAUGGGGAUACAAGCGAUUGCGACUACAAGCAACUGCACGGAGCUUGAAGAUAUGCCAGAAGUGAAUGGUGCAGUGGGAUUGGGAGACAAGAGAAGGGAACUUAUUACCGAACUUCAGGAAUACGUAGAUCGCCUUUCCUUCUCUUGGAACACCCGAACCACUGUGGACGAGGAUCGUCUGGCUUCGCUAUCGCGUACGCGAGAUCUUAUGCGGCAGGCAGUUGAAGAGGAGCUGGGUGAGUUUUAUUUGAUGGGUUCUCAGGAAGCAGCUUUAGUGCCGAGGGGUUCUCAGGAAGCAGCUUUAACGCCGAGGUCUGCCUGUCGCAAUCGAAGCCGCGCAGUGCAGAUAAAGCAGAGCCGCGUCAAAAAAAUGGCUAAGCGUACAUUACGCGAACCCACACAAGGAGCAGAGAAUUUCCACACGAGAGACAUCGAUGCAGAUGAGCUCAAUAUCUGCAUCCUGUGCGAAGACACUCAACCACCAUUGGACGACCCGCUGAUGAAGACGUUAUGGGAGGAGCGGUUGUACUUUGGUGGUGCUGUACGAGCUGUCAAGUAUGGGCACACAGGGACUGCAUGCGAUAUAGAGAUUGCCCUGUGUGCGAUGGAGUAUUUGAGCCCACGGGCUAGCUUACUUGGAUUUGUACAUAAUUAUGUAAUAAAAUUACUCUUCUCAGAUAUCACAUCCAUAGCUAUCAUUUCCAUGCCGUUUGUGUAUGUAUAA
This is a messenger RNA of Strongylus vulgaris, 1347 nucleotides long. The record is from the annotation of a GenBank genome assembly. NCBI's taxonomy places the organism in Eukaryota, Metazoa, Nematoda, Chromadorea, Rhabditida, Strongylidae.